AUGUUCACCAAUGUGACCUUACUACACUAUGGAUGCAUUGGUUCAUCGCCAGUGAAGCCUACCGUUGCUAUCACAGUUCGGACCCUCGCUGUCUACCGACAGACACAUUGUGUGUCCUCGCCUCAGCAUCCACGCCGAAGCCAAAAAAUUGUACGCUAUAGUCGCUAUCUUGCAGAGCAACUCUGCACUGCCUUCAAUGUUUACCUUGAGCUUCAACGACAGAUUUCAUGUCGUCUUGACAAGCACCUUGGUCGUGACACUCCCAACUGGCGGAUGUUGAACUCAUGCCCAGUGUGCCAGUACAGACUUGAAGAAGAACCGCCCUUACUAUAUUCCAUCAUCUGUGCCUGUGAUGGCAACAAUUCGGCCAAACUCAUGGAUCCAGCAGUUCAUCAUGGGGUGGAGCGGUUAGACCCUCGUUCUGGGACAUCCUCCAUUUGGCUUAGUGAGCCAUAUGUUGAUGGGUUUGCUGAUGAGGUAGGGAAUGCGCAGAAACAGUCAAAGAAGUCUCGCCCUACUGCACCUGCAUCAUCAGUCCAUGAUCCUGAUGAUCCUUGGAUUGAGGAUCUUGAUUCAGGUGAUUCAUCUGAGCCGAAGAUGUUUGCGAUCUUCAAAAAAUCAGGAAUAUUCAUCACCGUCUGCCGUCAUGGCUUUCUUCUGACCAUAUGCAAUAUGGUUCGAAGUGGUGAACUUAUGAAAUACCCACUCGCUAGCCUCAACAAAUUGAUGGAAGUGUUCGGCAAGAACAUCCUUUACAGCUACGACAUCAAAUGUGCGCUUGAGAAGAUCCUACUCCGCAGCUCACUAGCAAAUUGCAUCAAGGAACUCAACCUUCAGGGCGUGGUUCCUGCCUUUCAUGGUCAUGCUCACAAUCACCUUUGCCAGGUCCAGCAUCAUUCUAAGUAUAAGCUUGGUGCUGGUAAGGAAGAUUUCGAGACUUGCGAACAUAACGCUACCGAGUUUCAUCGCCACCAAGCUCUCGAUGAACACUUUCGCUUCGCUGACAUGGACAAGUAUGCUAAUCUGUCUAAUUUUCUCUACAACAAUUAUGUUCAAGCGCUCGAGGCUAUUGCUGCCACUUCUACAUUCCUUGCCGAAUCUCCAAUUGGACCCGAUGCGCCUUUUGAGACCGAUUUGGCUGAUGAGAAGACGUCGUUGGAGAAAAUGUCCUGCAAGCAAGAUGCCACGUCUGUUCAAGUUGACUAUGUGAAGGCGUUAGUUGAGUAUGACGAUGCAUUGCUUGAUCUUCAGGCAAAUUGCUCCUCAAAGGAGAUUGGUAACGUUAGGCGCCACCACACUCACACCGCUGCUAAGUGCGACCAAAAGCAGAAAAUAGUUGAGGACUUUGAAUGCCAGAUGGAGAUUGAUGAACAUUGGGGUCCUGAUCACCCAGAGCGCAUUCAGGCACAGUCGUGUAUAACACACCGGCUCUUUUUCAAGGCUCUCGAUGAUGUUGAGAGACUGGUGGUCAUGCGAUUAUUGGAACUAACGAAGUUGCAGAUGAAUGGUCUUGGUUACAAACUUCGCACUCAAAUUUCCAAGGCCCUCAAAAGCCUGAAGAAUAAAUACGCUGCCAAAAUGAUGCUGCCCCGCCCUCCACUUGAAUGGACUCAAAUUGUCAAGUAUUCUUUUUUAGCUGAUGACGAGCAGAUUCAGACUAAACGGUGGGCAAACCUGCUUUAUCGGCAAGCAUCAACACAAUACUUUGACGGUGUGCGUGCCAAGGAGGAAGUGCAGAGACUCAAUGUAGAAGUUGGUCGUCUGAUGACGAAGAUUCACGAUGAUGCUAUCUACUAUCCCAGUGCAAUCACUGCCCUUUCCGCUGAAGACUCACCACUUGCCUCCGAGCUGAGUCGGCAAUGGGAUCAGCUUCAGUCGCUGAAUUUGUGGCAUCGGCAACGGAUCUGUCAAAUUCAAUCUCUUCAUGGAUAUUCUGGCCUGCUAAUGCCAGGCACACGACUUGGAUCAGCUGGUGGUGUUGAGGGUUAUAUUGAAGGACUUGAGCGUCAUGCUGCCGAUGAUUUGUAG
This is a messenger RNA of Suillus subalutaceus, 2028 nucleotides long. RefSeq lists its product as uncharacterized. Lineage: Eukaryota; Fungi; Basidiomycota; Agaricomycetes; Boletales; Suillaceae. The transcript is spliced from 12 exons. Bases 1 to 2028 code for a protein of 675 amino acids. The record is from RefSeq and is a predicted model, not a curated record.